AUGGCGUCGCCCGUGGCGCGGUUCUUGCUCCCGGCGGCGGUCUUGUUCCUCGCCGUCCUUGGAUCGGCUGAGGCGGGGACCGAGGCGGCGGCGGCGCUGCUGGAGUUCAAGCGCGCGAUGCUGGACGUGGACGGGCGGCUUUCCGGCUGGGGCGGCGCGGGUGCGGACCCCUGCGGGUGGGCCGGCAUCGCCUGCUCCGCCGCCGGCGAGGUCACCGGCGUCACGCUCCACGGCCUCAACCUCCACGGGGGGCUCUCCGGCGCCGUCUGCGCGCUCCCGCGCCUCGCCGUCCUCAACGUCUCCAAGAACGCGCUCGCGGGCGCCGUCCCGCCCGGCCUCGCCGCCUGCGCCGCGCUCGAGGUCCUCGACCUCAGCACCAACGCGCUUCACGGCGCCGUCCCGCCGGAGCUCUGCACGCUGCGGGCCCUCCGCCGCCUCUUCCUCAGCGAGAACCUCCUCGCAAGCGAGAUCCCCGCCGCCAUCGGCAACCUCACCGCGCUCGAGGAGCUCGAAAUCUACAGCAACAAUCUCACCGGGAAGAUCCCCACAUCCAUCCGCGCGCUGCGCCGGCUCCGCGUCAUCCGCGCCGGGUUCAACGACAUCUCCGGCCCCAUCCCCGUCGAGCUCACCGAGUGCGCCAACCUCGAGGCGCUCGGGCUCAUGCAGAACAACUUCACCGGGGAGCUGCCCCGGGAGCUCGCCCGCCUCAAGAACCUCACCACAUUGUUCCUCUCGAAGAACGCCCUCUCCGGCGAGGUCCCGCCGGAGCUCGGGAGCUGCACCAACCUCCAGAAGCUCGCCCUCAACGACAACGCCUUCACCGGAGGCGUGCCCAGGGAACUCGCCGCGCUGCCGUCGCUCUUAAAGCUGUACAUUUACAAGAACCAGCUCGACGGCACCAUCCCACCGGAGCUGGGAAACCUGCAGAGUGUACAGGAUAUUGACCUCUCGGAGAACAAGCUCGCCGGCAUCAUCCCCGGCGAGCUUGGCCGGAUACCCACGCUCCGGCUUCUCUACCUCUUCGAGAACCGCCUGCAAGGUAGCAUCCCGCCGGAGCUCGGCCAGUUGAGCAGCAUAAGAAAGAUUGACUUGUCCAUCAACAACCUCACCGGCACAAUUCCGAUGGCGUUUCAGAACCUCAGCAGCUUGGUGAAUUUGCUACUCUCCGAUAACCAUCUCCAUGGCAUCAUCCCUCCAUUUUUGGGAGCCAACAGUAAAUUCUCAGUGCUCGACUUGUCCGACAACCAGCUGACGGGCAACAUCGUCCCCUGA
Messenger RNA from Panicum virgatum (switchgrass), 1272 nucleotides. Its product is annotated as leucine-rich repeat receptor-like serine/threonine-protein kinase At1g17230. Gene Ontology annotation, molecular function: protein binding. The record is from RefSeq and is a predicted model, not a curated record. Bases 1 to 1272 code for a protein of 423 amino acids. The transcript has a single exon. Lineage: Eukaryota; Viridiplantae; Streptophyta; Magnoliopsida; Poales; Poaceae.